CUCGCCGCCGCCGCUGCUGCUGCUGAGCGGGUGAAGCACUUUAUUCAGAAAGUUCGGCUGCAUCUGACGGCUCCGGGGCUUUGAAAAAUGGACAGCCAAGGACGAAAAGUGGUGGUUUGUGAUAACGGAACAGGGUUUGUCAAGUGUGGCUAUGCCGGAUCCAACUUCCCAGAGCACAUCUUCCCAGCACUGGUGGGCAGGCCCAUCAUCCGAUCCACGGCUAAAGUGGGCAACAUUGAGAUAAAGGAUCUGAUGGUGGGAGAUGAGGCAAGUGAGCUGCGGUCAAUGCUGGAGGUGAACUAUCCCAUGGAGAACGGCAUCGUCAGGAACUGGGACGAUAUGAAGCACUUGUGGGAUUACACCUUUGGUCCAGAGAAGCUCAACAUCGACUCACGCAACUGCAAGAUCCUUCUUACAGAACCUCCCAUGAACCCCACCAAGAACCGUGAGAAAAUCAUCGAGGUCAUGUUUGAGACUUACCAGUUUUCAGGCGUUUACAUUGCCAUACAGGCUGUGCUAACACUUUAUGCUCAAGGCCUUCUGACUGGAGUAGUGGUGGAUUCAGGCGAUGGAGUCACCCACAUUUGUCCUGUGUACGAGGGUUUUUCUCUGCCCCAUCUGACGAGGAGACUGGAUAUUGCAGGAAGAGAUAUUACACGCUAUCUCAUAAAGCUGCUCUUGCUGCGAGGUUAUGCCUUCAACCACUCGGCAGAUUUCGAGACGGUCCGCAUGAUGAAGGAGAAGCUCUGCUACGUGGGCUACAACAUCGAGCAGGAACAGAAGCUCGCUCUGGAGACCACUGUACUGGUGGAGUCCUACACGCUCCCUGAUGGCCGGGUUAUUAUGGUAGGAGGCGAGCGGUUUGAAGCUCCAGAGGCUCUGUUCCAACCUCACCUCAUUAAUGUGGAAGGGGUCGGAGUGGCUGAACUUCUCUUCAACACCAUUCAAGCAGCAGACAUUGACACCAGGGCUGAGUUCUAUAAACAUAUUGUUCUGUCGGGGGGAUCCACAAUGUAUCCUGGUCUGCCCUCUCGACUAGAGAGGGAACUUAAACAGCUGUAUCUAGAGCGGGUACUGAAGGGUGAUGUCGACAAGCUCUCUAAAUUCAAGAUCCGGAUCGAGGAUCCUCCCCGGCGCAAGCACAUGGUGUUCCUGGGUGGGGCCGUGCUGGCUGACAUCAUGAAAGACAAGGACAACUUCUGGCUGACGCGGGAAGAGUAUCAGGAAAAGGGCAUGCGUGUUCUGGAGAAGCUCGGAGUCACCGUCAGAUAAACAUGGAUGCAGAUCUCAUAAAACCACACCGGCCCUUGCAUCUGUCAAUUGAUCUAUUUUACAUUACCCAUUUAUUUUCUUCAGAUGUGUGGAGAGAUGGGUUUGGAUUGUGAAAUGUGCUGGGGAGGUUUUGUUUAUCUUUUUCAGUUUUGUUUGGUCCUCUGUCCACUGACGAACAAGUAGCACAGCAUUGUCAUCAGCGGUCAUUGUAGUUUUCUCCACCAGUGCUUGUGUUUGCGUAACAUUAAAGGCAUUUAAAGGAAUAUUCUAGGUUCAAUGCAAGUUUUUGUGGCAUAAUGCUGAUUACGACAAAAAAUUAUUUCGACUCGUUCCUUGUUUCAUAAAAAGAGCAGUAACAGUAAAGCACUUCUCCCCCUCUAUUUUUUUAUUUUUUAUUUCAGUUCAUAUGUUGCAUCUGUAUUGGGCAUUAACAACAAAAAAUCUCAAAAAUGUCAAUGAACACUGCUGAUUUAUAACCUCUUAUAAUUGUUUCCCCCUGGCUGUUUUUUAUUUUAUUUUUUUUUUCACAAAAAGCAUAUUACAUCAUUAUGAUUGUUCUUGGCAUUAAUAUACAUACAUACAGUUGUGCUCCAAAGUUUGCAUACCCUGGCAGAAAUUGUGAAAAUAUGACUGAUCAUGCAAAAAAAAUGAUCAGUCAUUUCCCGGGUGUGGGAAAUUAACCUUUAAUUGCCAUUUAAGCCUGUGUGUGUCACCUUGUGUGUCUGUAACAAGGCCAAACAUUCAAGGGUAUGUCAACUUUUGAUAAAGGCCAUUUGGGUGAUUUCUGUUAUCAUUAUGAUUUAAAAAGGAGCCAGACAACUAUGUGAUGAUAAAUGGCUUCAUGUGAUCACUAUCUUUAAAUAAAAGACAGUUUGUUUGCAUGAUCAGUCAUAUUUUCAAAAUCAAUGCCACAAUUUCACAAUUUCUGCCAGGGUAUGCAAACUUUUAAGCACAACUGUAUAUAUGUAUAUAUAAAUUACACAACAGUAAGGCACUUACUGUAGAGGUGAGUGGAACCAUUUGCUAAAACGCACAUCUUUUACACAAGAUGUAAACAUUAUACAUGUUAAUGUGAUUUUAGUUAGAAAAAAAAAAAAAAAAAAAAAACAAUUGCUUUCUAAGCUUAUCUGUGUAAAGUUAUAUCCAAUACUGGGAAUACAAGGUUUUGUUGUCAUAACAAUGAAGAAAAUACUGGAUAUAACCAUUCACUACAUUUGUAAGUGCCUUACUGCAACAACAAUUUUUACUUAAAAGACAAACGAUCAUUAUUAUUUAUUUUUUUUUUAUUAUUUUUAUUUUUUUUUGUGGUAAACAACAUUGUCACAAAUGCUAUUCAUUGACCUGAACUUGUAUAGAACCCAGAGCAUUCCUUUAAUGUAAUCAUGAAACAAAAAAAAGAGAAUCAUUAAAAAAAGAUUAUAUUUUGCCUAAAGAAAAUGAAGCCUAUUUUAGGACUAAUAAGGUUUUUGCAUUGUGAAAAAAAAACAAUGUGUCUGGACAAUUUACCAAUAUUUUUAGUUAUAAGUUGAAUAUAUUUUUGUUUUUUCACAUUACAGUAAUGAGUAUUUUUCACAGUAAUUAAAUUUUUUGGCCCAAUGGUAUUGUGGAUUGGGGAGGGAAUGUUUCUAAAGGAAUGUUCCGGGUUUAAUACAAGUUAAGCUCAGUCGACCCAAAAAAAAAAAAUAUAUAAUAAUAAAUAUAUAUAUAUAUAUAUAUAUAUAUAUAUAUAUAUAUAUAUAUAUAUAUAUAUAUAUAUAUAUAUAUAUAUAUUAAUAAAUGUGGUUACAGUAAGGCACUUACAAUGAAAGUGAAUGGGGCCAGUCCAUAAACAUUUAAACACACUGUUCAAAAGCCACAAGACGUAAACACUAUACAUGUUAACAUGAUUUUACUGUCAUAAAAUCAUUUACUAACCUUAUCUGUCUUAAGUUAUAUCCAAUAUUACAACUUUGGUUCAUGACGACAUAACGCUGGUAAACCCUGUAAUGUGGUAAACACCGUAACGCCAUUAAUCCCUGAAUCUAAAAUCAUGUUAGCAUGUAUAAUGUUUCCAUCUUGUGGCUAUACUUUUGAAACGUGUGUGUUUUAAUGUUUGUAGACUGGCCCCAUUCACUUCCAUUGUAAGCGCUUUUUAAAAUAAACAAGGGACGAGUCAAAAUUAUUAUAUAUAAUGCUACAAAUGCUGUCGAUUGAGCUUAACUUGUAAUGAACCUGGAAUAUUCCUUUAACACAGUGUCCUAACUCAUUGAUUUUGGACCAGUGAUAUAUCACUGUAGGCAGGUCCACCCAACGAGAAAUGUCCAGUCCCUCAUCACUUGCUACGGUUGCGGCUGGUUGGGAGAAAACCUCAGAUUUACAUGGAAGAGAUGGCUUUUAUUGAGUUGUGCCUGGUUAGGACCCAGUGUAAUUGUCAUGUAAACAGGCUUCUUUUUUUUUUAAUAUAUAAACAUAUAUAUACAAAAUGAAAUUUCUGCUUUCUUUUGAUUUUGGACUAAAAAGUGUCCUAGACAUAUUCUUGACAGGUUUUAUGAUAUUCACACAUAGACUGUCUGUGCAUAUUUCUGAGAAACCAUCAUAUCACUCCUGUUUUACUGCAAAUACGAAUAGGCUACAAGCUGUAAUGAAUGCACACUGCACCCAUUUCAUGACUGUGUACUGUAUGUCAGUCUGGUGAAAGAGGAUCUAAAUGCUUUAUCAUAUGUGUGACUCUAAGGGCAGAAACAAAGUGCAUUUACUUUCCCCAAGGGAAAUAGAUGUUCUGAGCCAGUGUGACCACAACUAAACUGAGCAACCAAAAGUUAUUACAGUUAUUUUGAUUCCAAUGUGGUCAUUGAGCUUUAGCCCUGGAGCUACAGAGGAGAAAAACUUUUGCUGUUUCCGUCAGUCGUUUCUGUCCUAUUUCCCUGUCCUCGUGUCAUAUGCUUAUCCAGAAUAACAAGAGGGACUUGUGCAAAGUGUUUUUUAGUGUUUUGAUAGAUUGGACUGAGAGACUGUGGGAUUUUUGGUAAAGAAUUAACCAAGCUGGCCAGUCUUCUAUUAGAUUGCUGUUGAAAAUUGAAAAACUUAAGCAUACUGGUGUCAGCCUUUAAAAAUUAGAUCUGAAGUGUUUAUAUAUGAGGAGAGUGAUUUGGUUUGCUACCCUUAGCUUUCCAGUCGUUGUUAUUAGUAUUGUUGUUGGUUUUUUUUUUUUUACUUUUUAUCUAUUCUUUUGCAGUGCUGUGUCUGGCAUACAAUUAAAGAAUAUUAUUUUGCAGUGGUCAGUCAAACAGUUGCUUUUAUUUGUCCAAUAUUAUUUUAUAUAUAUCUUAAGCAGUGCCAAGCACGGUUGAUGUAACUGGAUCUUUUUCUUCCUCUUUUUUUUAUUUUUUAUAUUCUAGCAUAACUGCCUAAUGCUGAUUUAAAUAAAGAACAUGAUUUAUA
Myxocyprinus asiaticus (Chinese sucker) is the source of this 4692-nucleotide messenger RNA. Its product is annotated as actin-related protein 2-A-like. Gene Ontology annotation, molecular function: actin filament binding. Gene Ontology annotation, biological process: Arp2/3 complex-mediated actin nucleation. NCBI's taxonomy places the organism in Eukaryota, Metazoa, Chordata, Actinopteri, Cypriniformes, Catostomidae. Bases 88 to 1272 code for a protein of 394 amino acids. The record is from RefSeq and is a predicted model, not a curated record. Gene Ontology annotation, cellular component: Arp2/3 protein complex; actin cortical patch. The transcript is spliced from 9 exons.